CUCUCAAAAAAAAAUGGAUGAUCUUGCUCUUAUCUUUUCUCAUCAUAAUAAGGGUGAGACAUCAAGAAAACAACUUCAUAAAGAAGAAGAUGAAAAGGCAAAUUCUUUAGCUUGUAUAAUUUCUUUCAACAAUAAUUUUGAAAAUUCUUUGUUAAUCCCAAAGGAAGAGGCAAAUAAUACUAUAAGUUUCUCAAAUAAUAAUAAUAUUAUUGGUGCAAAAUUUGGAGAAAGAAGGAGUGGGGAGCAAGCACAUGAACAUUUGUUAGCUGAAAGAAAGAGAAGAAAGAAGAUAUCUAAGUUGUUUGUUUCCUUAGCCUCUCUCAUUCCUGGCCUCAACAAGAUGGACAAGGCAUCAAUUCUUGAAGGAGCAGCCACUCUCAUUAGACAACUUGGUGAAAGGGCAAAACAAGAUGAUCAUCAAUCUACCAUAGACAUGAUGAAGAAGAGUAGUUUAUUACCAGAAGUUGAAGUAAAAAGUUUAGAAAAAGAGUUGCUCAUUACAAUAUUAUUAUACAAAAACCAACAAAAAGGAAAUAUUGAUGAAAUAUUAAGUGUGAUCCAAAGGCUUCAUUUAACUAUCAAGACCACCAAUCUCAUGCCAUUUGGCACCACCUCAAUGCAUAUCACAGUUAUUGCUCAGAUGAAUGAUGAGUUUUGUGAAACAACAGAUUUUCUUGCUGAGAAAUUAAGAUCGUCGAUAAUCAAUGUGUGAAGAUUAAUGUUUGGUCAGCAGACAAGUUGUACAUUUGUUAUUAUAUAUGCAAAUAAUAAUUAAUCUAACUAAUUAAUCACAUGUAUUUUGUACAUAUGUCUAUCCCAUAAUAAUAUAAAACAUGUGUUUUUUUGUACAAACAGAGUGGAAUAAAAGUGUCACCCUUUCAUGAAUUUUAUGCGGCGUAAAUUAAUAUUAAUCGAAGACUCCGAUAGAGAUAAUAAAAUUUAUUUUACA
Solanum stenotomum is the source of this 949-nucleotide messenger RNA. RefSeq names its product transcription factor bHLH18-like. The transcript is spliced from 3 exons. Gene Ontology annotation, molecular function: protein dimerization activity. The record is from RefSeq and is a predicted model, not a curated record. NCBI's taxonomy places the organism in Eukaryota, Viridiplantae, Streptophyta, Magnoliopsida, Solanales, Solanaceae. Bases 14 to 712 code for a protein of 232 amino acids.